GCCGUUCUUCUGUCCAUGUCCAAGGGAGAAGAGGAGGGGCCAAAGACGUACCAGGUGUAUGUUUGUCCAUUUCCUCACUACGAAGCAAAGCCCACGAUUACCGGCGCAUUGCCGUUUCUACGUCUUGUCGGCAGUUCUUCAUCUCGGCUUCUCCAUGUGUGCUUGUGCGCUCACGUGUGUAGCGCGAAGAAGAAAACUUGAGACGAUUAGAACACGAUGUAGAUUGGGAAAUCGCAUGUCAUGUGUGUAAUAGCCCAACGGCCAUGUCGAUCAAACGUCUUUUUUUGGUCCCAAUUUUUCUCUCUCCAGUAGGUAUUCGUAAACUCCCCGUCGUCUCCCCGUGUGCUACAUCCCCAUUACCAAAACGCCAACGUUUUGUCCUUUUUCUGUGGAGGCAGCUCUUCUUUUUCUUCUUUACCUUCCCGUCGCAAAAAAAAGCAUGGUUUCGUAGAAACGUCUUUGCGGUUCAUGCCAAAAAAAUUUCUGUUUCUUGGCUCCUUUGAAACAACGUUUACUUUGGGGGCCUCACCAUCCGCCCAAUCUUCACGACCCUUUGGUUCGAGGGUGAACGAACCGUCGAUCGUCAUCCGUGCCUUGAAAAGUUGAAAGGUAACGAACGUGCUUGGGCAGCGUGGCAGCGUGGCAGCGUUUGUUGGGCGAGCAACGCAUCGCAACGCAAAGACCUUGGGUCGUUAUGAAAACGCUCGUCCUUUUCUUCGAGAACCACGCAGAAGUACAGAUAUUGGAGGGGAUGGGAACAGUUAGGUACGAAAAAUGGAGAAACAAUGAGAAAAAGAACACGAGGGAAAAAACCGUCGGCAGGUCGAGAGUCUAAUUAGACAAGAGGAGGGCCGUGAUGGCCUUCUUUUGCCCUUUUGGCCAUGCCUGUUGGGGUCUGGGCUCACCCAAGGGAAGAACGUUUCCUCUGUGCACACACACAUUGUCGUCUUUCCACACGUCUUGAUGUUGGGCUCAUCCUCGUUACCCACCUAUCAAGAACACGCCGCCUUCUGCCGCGCGAGAUCUCUGAGAAACCAGACUUUUCUCCCAAGGUUCAGCCAUUGUUAGGGCCGCGACAGGCUCGAACGGGACCACGAGGCGACGAUGCCCAUGAGAUUGAGAACAGACGGGAUGCAUCGUUAAGGGAACAAGGAAAGUUCUUCAGGGGCUACCAUACACAGGAUGAAGCCCGCCCAUCAUCUGUGCCCAUGCCUACCUACACUGUCGAGAGACGUUCGCAAGGGUCUGAGGGAAGGGGAGGGGUUAGACCGGACAAGAGAGCAGAAGAGGGGGAAAAGGGACCAAAGCCCUUCACCCUCGUAUGUUUGGAAGCACCCAUCAGGAAAAAAAAAGUAGACAGGCAUCCUGUUGGUAAUCUCCUGCCGACUGUGGCUUGUCUCAUCACCUUCUCUGGCAACAUGGACGUCUUCUCUUGCAUCAACACAUCAGCAUGGACCCGAAAUCCCAUGGUCUGGCAGUUCGCUUUGAUGGCACCUCCGAAAUUUGACUUUGUGGCUGCAGCUGGACCCCAUGUUAAGAGGACGGUCCAGAACUUCAGGGACCAGAGGAUCGUCCUGAUAAACGCAGGGAAACCCCCAGUAGCAGACGACUUGUUCCCCAGAAGACCUCAGGCAACGAGGGACCAAGUGCACGAGGAAACAGGCCUGGCACCGGACUGCGGGGAGGCACCCUUCUUCCCCGACCAACUGGACCCGGCUGCAGCAUUCAAGGACGGCGCUACAACGCCAGCUGGUCAGACGGGUGCAAGACAAGGUGGAGAAACAAGUAGGUACACUCCAAAGUUCGAAACGCAGGCAGAAAACGGAGAGAAACGUGCAUUUGCCGAAUUGAAGCCGACCCGGAGACUGAGAGCACGCUUUGUUAGAGAUGUGUUGCGAGAGACCUAUGUAUCCGUACCUACGUCACUCUGGCGGUUGAAGGACGACAAAGGACCCGCCGGAGUGUGGAGCACGGAGUCGCGGAGCAUGGACCUGAGAGCUGCUCAGUAA
Colletotrichum scovillei is the source of this 2009-nucleotide messenger RNA. RefSeq lists its product as uncharacterized. The transcript is spliced from 5 exons. NCBI's taxonomy places the organism in Eukaryota, Fungi, Ascomycota, Sordariomycetes, Glomerellales, Glomerellaceae. Bases 882 to 2009 code for a protein of 375 amino acids. The record is from RefSeq and is a predicted model, not a curated record.